GCACUAUAAAGUAUAAAAGCCGUAGGAUUUUAAGCAGAUAGUAUCACAAGCAUUUUAAAUCGUAGACAUUACACUUCAAAAGCAAUAAUAUGAGGUUCUUGAUCUUAGCUUCGAUUCUAACUAUUGUAAGCUGUGCAAGCCUAGAUAAUAUUGCUUAUUUACCACCCAAUCAGAAAUCUGCAAAUUCUUUAUCUAAUCAAUAUCUACCUGCAUCUAAUCAAUUAUCAAUUGGAGCGUUUGGCAACUCGCUUCAUGGACGCUUAGAAAGUACUAGUGGUACAUUUAGUCUUAAUCAAAAUGGAAAAGGGUUUUCUUCUAAUGGUGCUAUUGGAGGCUUUCCCAGUAAAAGUUUUGGAGCCUCUGAAGGAUCAUUAAACCUUAAUAAAAAUGGAGCAUUUGGUAAUACCAAUAGUGGAUUCAGACACUCUAGUGGUUCAGUUAAUUUUAACCAACCAAUCCAAGCCGGUUUUAGACAAAGUUCUAAUCAGCAAGGAUUAUCGACAUCAUAUGGUGGUUAUUCUGGAGCUGGUAAUGCCUUGGGUUCAAGUCAAACCGAUUUUAAGAAGAAUGCAAACCAAGUUAUUAGUGGAUUAUCUUCUGGAGCUACAUCUUUUAAAAACCAAGCUAGUUCUGGAUAUUCCGGUUACUCUUCUUCUUCUUCUUCUGCAAACUCUUUUGGAGGGAACUCAUUAGCCGCAGGUCAAAUAAGUUUAAAGAAUAGUGAAAAAUCUAUUCCCAUUCUAAAAUUAGCUGCUGAUAAUAAUGGAGACGGAACAUACAAGUACAACUAUGAAACCGCAAACAGCAUUUCAGCCGAGGAACAAGGGGAUGCAAGGAAUGGUGGUACCAGAGCUCAAGGCUCUUUUGGCUACUCUGCUCCUGAUGGUCAACAAAUUUCUAUUUCAUACACUGCUGACGAGAAUGGAUUUCUUCCUCAAGGAUCUCAUAUUCCCACCCCACCUCCAAUUCCUGAGGCAAUCUUAAAAUCCAUUGAGGAAAAUGCUGCAGCUGCAGCUCAGGGAAAUUAUAAUGAAGGUGCUUACAGAGGAGAAGGUUUAAAUACAAGAGCCUAUAACUCUGCUGGUACUUCAAGUUCUUCAAAUUUUCAAGGAUCUUUUGGUUCCAAUACCAAUGGUAACCUUCAAACUAAUGCUGCCUAUAAUGGAGGAUAUAAAUACUAACAGUAUUAUUUUUGUACAUUAAUUUUGUAUAUGUGAAACAGAUUUUCUAAAUAAAUGCAUUAAAAAUA
This is a messenger RNA of Anthonomus grandis grandis, 1249 nucleotides long. RefSeq names its product pupal cuticle protein 36a-like. NCBI's taxonomy places the organism in Eukaryota, Metazoa, Arthropoda, Insecta, Coleoptera, Curculionidae. Gene Ontology annotation, cellular component: chitin-based extracellular matrix. The record is from RefSeq and is a predicted model, not a curated record. The transcript has 4 exons. Bases 90 to 1181 code for a protein of 363 amino acids. Gene Ontology annotation, molecular function: structural constituent of chitin-based larval cuticle.